Dioscorea cayenensis subsp. rotundata (Guinea yam) is the source of this 1148-nucleotide messenger RNA. RefSeq names its product phosphoglycolate phosphatase 2-like. Lineage: Eukaryota; Viridiplantae; Streptophyta; Magnoliopsida; Dioscoreales; Dioscoreaceae. Gene Ontology annotation, molecular function: phosphatase activity. The record is from RefSeq and is a predicted model, not a curated record.
ACUUCUUCUUUGUUGUUGUUGUUGUUUAUGUGUUGGUGCAUUUGUGAGUUGUGAGAAAGGUCUCUUCAAUCUUCAUGGCUGAGAAUGGUCGUCAAGCUCCAAAGCUGGCAUCUUUCCACGCCCCCCUCUCCUCCGAGACUGCUCGAUUUCUCGUCGAUUCCGUCGAUGCCUUCCUCUUCGACUGCGAUGGGGUUAUUUGGAAGGGCGAUAAGCUCAUCGAUGGCGUCCCUGAAGCCUUGCAGACUCUCCGUUCUCUGGGGAAGAAACUGGUGUUUGUGACAAAUAACUCGAGGAGAUCAAGGGGGAAGUAUGCAAAGAAAUUCCUUUCGCUUGGGCUUGAUGUUAGUGAGGAUGAGAUAUUCUCAUCAUCAUUUGCGGCAGCAAUGUUCUUGAAGCUUAACAACUUCCCUCAGGAUAAAAAGGUUUAUGUUAUUGGCGAGGAAGGCAUAGUGGAAGAGAUGGAACUUGCUGGCUUUACAUGUCUUGGUGGCCCUGAAGAUCGGGAUAAGAGCGUUCAACUAAAGUCAAACUCCAUGGUAGAACAUGACAAGAGUGUUGGAGCGGUUGUGGUUGGACUUGAUCUGCAUGUAAACUAUUACAAAUUCCAUUAUGCAACUCUUUGCAUCCGUGAGAACCCUGGCUGCUUGUUUAUCGCCACUAACCGUGAUGCUCUCGGCCAUAUAACAGACACACAAGAAUGCCCAGGUGCAGGAUGCAUGGUUGCUGCAGUAUGUGCAACAACAGAAAAAGAACCUGUUGUUGUUGGCAAGCCAUCACCAUUUAUGAUGGAUUUUUUAGUGAAAAGAUUUCAGAUUAAUACUUCAAGAAUGUGCAUGGUUGGUGAUAGAUUGGACACAGAUAUAUUAUUCGGACAAAAUACCGGCUGCAAAACUCUUCUCGUUCUUUCAGGUGUUACUUCUUUAUCGACACUCGAAGAUCCUUCAAAUAACAUCCAUCCAGAUUAUUAUACAAGUAAUUUGUUUAGCAUUGUUGAGCUCUUAAACAAAUGAUAUGAUACUUAUUUUACUGAAAUUUAUAUAUAUAUUUUUUGCUGAAAUAAAAAUUACUGUCAUCUUGUGAUGGAAAACUGUUGUUUUUUUAACCAGACUGAAUAGAAUGCUGUGAUAUUUUUACAAGUUUAUUUUAUA